Parascedosporium putredinis is the source of this 300-nucleotide messenger RNA. The record is from the annotation of a GenBank genome assembly. Lineage: Eukaryota; Fungi; Ascomycota; Sordariomycetes; Microascales; Microascaceae.
AUGCUCACAGCCGGCGGCUUCAAUCGCGAGGAUAAGUGGGGCCAUCGCGCAGGUGAGCCCAACAAGGCCGUUGUAUGCAGUCUAGCCCUCGCGCGUCUUCGUAGCGAUAUACGAGGCACAGAGGUGGGUGGUAGUGUUGUGGGGAUGGCUCAAAAGCUCCUACUUUUCUGGCGAAAGCCUGCCAGAAGAUGUUGGUGGGAGGGCCUAGAGCUUGACAAUAUUGAGGGGGUUGACGGCAAAUUGAAGGUGUGGAUUCGGCGAGUAUGGACUCUCGAGAUGAGCGUGAUUGGUCUUCAGUGA